Messenger RNA from Uloborus diversus, 1295 nucleotides. RefSeq lists its product as uncharacterized. The transcript has 3 exons. The coding region runs from base 150 to 1247 and encodes 365 amino acids. NCBI's taxonomy places the organism in Eukaryota, Metazoa, Arthropoda, Arachnida, Araneae, Uloboridae. Gene Ontology annotation, molecular function: oxidoreductase activity. The record is from RefSeq and is a predicted model, not a curated record.
GCCGAACGCUCUGACGUGCAUGACGUAAUUGCUUUUAGAAAGAACGCCGUUUUCCGUUUGCUAAGAUGUCGGAUGUGUUACCGACUGUGAAGUAAUCAUGCGUUGAAUCAGCUAAUCCAGCAGUCAUAGAAGGAGACGGGCCCUCCACCAUGUGCCCCAUCGGAGAAUCCGAACUGAGCCCCUCCCCUCGCAGCCGAUUAGCCGAGCUGAGGGAGGGGGCGUGGGAGGCAGGUGACAGUGGGAGCCCUCCCGAUGUUCCUCCGCCCUGGCUGGACAGGCAGAUGUUCGAUCGGGCUAGACAUCUCUUCAAGAUGUAUUUCUUCAGCAUUUUCUUCAGUCAUCUUUCUGGACUCAUGUUGAUAGUGCAUUUGCCGAGCAUGACAGAUACACUCUUAUCAACUGGACAUUCUUCUUCCGUGGUGUCUCUGUUUCGCCGUUAUCUCAGCACUUUGAUACACAUCCGGCACUGGUACGAAGGAGACAUUUGGGACGUUGAUGAUCCCGCCCAUCAAAGCAUCACCCACGUCAGAGCAAUGCACCGGAGAGUUGCCGAUCGCCUCAACGAUGGCAACCAAUCGGAAUCUCAACCCGAGGCCACGCCCGAAAAUGAUAGUCCCCGCCCCAUACUUUCCGUCAUUGAUAAGCCACGCCCAAACACGCCCAAAAACAAUGUACUUAAGGACAGAGUGGCCAUUUCACAGUACGACAUGGCCUUGACGCAGUUUGCCUUCGUUGGACUCGUGAUCAUGAACCCAAAACACGUCGGACUACCUCUCAAUCGAAACGACUUGAAAUGCCUGGUCCACUUCUGGCGAGCUAUUGGUUAUAUGCUCGGAGUAGAGGACAGGUACAACCUUUGUAACGAAGGACUGGACGAAGCCAUAAACACUUGCAAGGACAUCCUGGAAUGUGAGCUUAAACCUUCCUUAUCGAAUGCUUCCAAGGAUUCUUCCGUUAUGAGCAAGGGAAUAAUCCAAGCCAUGAACUCGUUCAUCAUCUUCCUCAGUUGGGAAGCCAUGGCGCGUUUCUGGUACGAGAAGUUCAACCUCAAGGUUGGUUUUCCCAUGGGUGCCUACGAAAAGGUAGGCUACUGGCUCAUGAGAUUUACUUUCGGGUGGCUGCUGCGGUGGCAGGUGUUUCAUUCUUUCUUCAACUUCUUGUUGAGGAUCGCCGUGCGACAAGCUCUAAAUCGAAAAGAGUAUUUUGAAGGAUGGUUGAUACGUCGCUAUAAGCUGGACAGCAUGUGAGUGGUUCGACGUCAGUUACAUCCGGGCCCGGAUCUGCGUACCUGCAGA